This is a messenger RNA of Scedosporium apiospermum, 1632 nucleotides long. RefSeq lists its product as uncharacterized. Gene Ontology annotation, cellular component: membrane. The record is from RefSeq and is a predicted model, not a curated record. Gene Ontology annotation, molecular function: transmembrane transporter activity. Gene Ontology annotation, biological process: transmembrane transport. Lineage: Eukaryota; Fungi; Ascomycota; Sordariomycetes; Microascales; Microascaceae. The transcript has 8 exons. The coding region runs from base 1 to 1632 and encodes 543 amino acids.
AUGGGUAAGAAGAUCGAGGUGGAGGAUACACCUCCCUCGGUCGACUCCGCAUCCGUAUCCUCCCGGAACGAUGUCUCGGGCGGAUACGGCUCGUCCGACGAGCAUGUGUUCAAGGACCCCAACGUGGCGGACUACUGGCGCGGCAUCUACGAGAAGGCCCGGUAUGAAAAUCGCCACCGGUUUGACCCAGACUUCAAGUGGACGGCCGAGGAAGAGAAGAAACUCGUUCGCAAGUUGGACAAGAGAAUCAUGGUUUGGGCAUGGGUUAUGUUCUGCUCUCUCGAUCUUCACCGGAAGAGCAUUAACCGUGCCAUUUCCGACAACAUGCUUCCCGAACUCGGCAUGAACACGAACGAUUUCAACUACGGUCAAACUAUAUUCCUCCUUUCUUUCCUUGCGGCCGAGUUGCCCAGCGGCCUCAUCAGCAAGAAAAUCGGUGCUGACAGAUGGAUCCCCACCAUCAUUAUCUCGUGGUCUAUUGUCGCCGGUUCGCAAGCGUUCCUGAAGAACCGGGCAUCGUUCUACGCUAUCAAGGCGCUCUUGGGCCUGCUCAUGGGAGGCUUCAUCCCUGAUAUCGUCCUGUGGCUCACCUACUAUUACAAGUCGAACGAGCUCCCUGUUAGGUUGGCGUGGUUCUGGACGGCCUUGAGCACUUGCAACAUUGUAGGAUCCUUGAUCGCCGCUGGCGUACUCAAGAUGAGAGGAAUAAACGGCUGGGGAGGAUGGCGAUGGCUUUUCCUCCUCGAGGCCAUCCCGACUGUGAUCAUCGGCAUUCUAUCUUGGGGGCUCAUGCCCCCCGGCCCUUGUCAGACCAAGAGCUGGUUCCGCGGCAAGAACGGCUGGUUCAGCGAACGUGAAGAAUACAUCAUGGUCAACCGCCUCCUCCGAGACGACCCCAGCAAAGGCGACAUGAACAACAGGCAGGGUGUCGACCACAUCCUCUUCUGGAAGACCCUCAAGGACUGGGAGCAAUGGCCGCUCUACCUCAUCGGCCUCACGGCGUACAUCCCCCCUGCUCCCCCCAACACGUACCUCUCGUACAUCCUCCGCCAGCUCGGCUUCAGCGUCUUCGAGGCCAACCUUCUCGCCAUCCCGUCGCAGUUCCUCUUCGCCGUCAACCUCCUCAUCAUCACGUGGAUCUCCGAAAAGUUCAAGGAGCGCGCCAUCGUCUCGUCGUCGUCUAACAUCUGGAUCUUCCCUUGGCUCCUCGCCCUCGUCGUCCUCCCUGCGUCGACUAGCCCCUGGAUCCGGUACGCCUUGCUGACGGGUCUUCUGAGCUAUCCGUACUGCCACGCCGUGCUUGUGGGCUGGAAUGCGCGGAACAGCAAUAGCGUGCGCACGCGGGCCGUCAGUGCGGCCAUGUACAACAUCUUCGUGCAGUCCGGGAACAUCGUCGCGUCCAACAUUUACCGAGAGGAGGAUAAGCCGCUGUACAGGAGGGGCAAUAAGAUCUUGUUGGGGAUUACGGUCUUUAACAUUGUGCUGUUUUACCUCGUCAAGGCGUUUUACAUUUGGAGGAACAAGGUGCGAGACAGGAAGUGGAAUGCUCUGACCAAGGAGCAGCAGGAAGAUUAUGUGCUCAAUACCACGGAUGAGGGCAUGAAGAGACUAGACUUUAGGUUUGCGCAUUAG